AUGAUGUCUUUGAGCAUCUCUCGAGAAUCUCCACCGUGCCCACGACGGCAUGGAAGGCGAUCGGAUCGGACGCAACCGCGGGGACCCUUUGUGAAGCUACCGGAAAGCAAAUUAACACCAAACGAAUGCCAAAGCAAAACGAACCUAAUUGUACGUAAUCUUUCCAAUCGCGUGGAUGAAGCGGUGCUUAAGCAAAUCUUUUCGCCAUAUGGAGAAAUUCUUUCUGCGGCUGUAAUGCGAAAUAUUCAUACGGGUGACAGUCUCGGAACGGCUUUUGUGCGUUUCGCCACAACAGAACAGGCGCGUGCGGCUCUGGUGGGUUGUCAUGGGCGAGUGGUUUGUGGCCGUGUGCUGUCGGUUCAAUGGGCGAAGAGGCAACACGAUGGCACUCCCGUAGGCGAGGCCCGAAAGAAAAUUGUGAAGUUAUUCAUACGUAACAUUCCUUUGGAUGUGGGACCUGAAGAUGUGCAACGUCUCUUUGAACGUUUCGGUACUGUGGAGAGCGUAUCACUGCACAAAGACACUGCUGCUGCAACUCCCACUACUGACAACAACCGACCCCAACGCCGCAUUGCAUUUGUGACAUUUACGGAAUCUGGUGUUGCUGAUCGUGCAGCUGAGGCUGUACACAACACUCGUCCCUUCCCAUCUCAUGGUUCCGUCCCAUUAAUGGUAAAACUUGCAGAAGAUCAUUCGGAGCGCCGGCUCGCUGCUGCCGCUGCUGUGGCUGGUGGAGGUUCGGGGCAUAACUCCCGUCGAAGACCGGAAAAUCAUCAGUCAAAUUCCACCUCAUCCCUAACUGCAAGUUGCGUUGGAGACAUGACUCCAACAAUUUCCGAUGCGGGUCGCUUUAGCGCAGCGUCGGUUCAUGUUGCUGUUCCCGACUCACCUGAGGCUUCCCUAAUAAAUAACUUGCCAUUGCCACGAGGCGGUGUAAAGCAACAAAGUCAACCGAGAGAAGCGGAGCGGUCUCAGCUCCCACUUGCUGCUGUGCUCGAUAUUUCUUUACUUUCGUGUUGCUCAGCACUUGCAGCGGAGGGGCUUCCACACAUGUCGCCGGAAACGUCGAGUGUCAGCGGAAGUGACCGCCAAUGGGCGCGGUGUUAUGUGCAUGAUCCAUACAAUCCGAGCCGUUCCCGCCAAUACUUGGAUGAAAAGUAG
Molecule: messenger RNA, 1161 nt
Organism: Trypanosoma brucei brucei TREU927
Lineage: Eukaryota; Euglenozoa; Kinetoplastea; Trypanosomatida; Trypanosomatidae
Product: RNA-binding protein, putative
Exons: 1
Coding region: 1-1161 (386 amino acids)
Cellular component (GO): ribonucleoprotein complex; cytosol; nucleus
Molecular function (GO): mRNA 3'-UTR binding; poly(A) binding; poly(U) RNA binding
Source: RefSeq, a predicted model, not a curated record